This is a messenger RNA of Guillardia theta CCMP2712, 150 nucleotides long. RefSeq lists its product as hypothetical. The transcript has a single exon. Gene Ontology annotation, molecular function: DNA-directed RNA polymerase activity; zinc ion binding; nucleic acid binding. Lineage: Eukaryota; Cryptophyceae; Pyrenomonadales; Geminigeraceae. The annotation marks the transcript as partial. Gene Ontology annotation, biological process: DNA-templated transcription; termination of RNA polymerase I transcription. Gene Ontology annotation, cellular component: RNA polymerase I complex. The record is from RefSeq and is a predicted model, not a curated record.
GAAGAGCACCGCCCUCAGAUGGAAGAGAAGUGCGACGAGUGCGGCUACACCAAGGCCUACUACUGGUCCGCUCAAGUUCGCAGCAUGGACGAGGGGCAGACGACUUUCUUCGAGUGUGUUCGGUGUGGACAUGUGUGGAGUAUCAAGUAG